UACGUGAGUGUACGUCGGAAUGACUGAAGCGUCAUCGCUUUGGCUGUAGCAGGGAUUCUCCAGCCGGCGAGGCCUUUCUUCUCUGAAAGCCAUUUAGCUAUAUUUUAAUUCCUGGCGGUAAAUAAAGCCAAUAUUUUCCCGAAAAAAUAAGCUUCAACAAUGCACGGUACCAAGCUCUAUUCCACCUGUUUGGUGCUACUUACCGGGCUAAUUUGCGCUGAAACCUCUCUGGUGAACGAGGAGGUGAAACGCACCGUGGAUUUGAGCACGCACCUAGCCAAAAUAACAGCGGAGGUUCUGCUGUCUAACCAGGGAGAAUCUGCUGUACAUAGCUUCAUUGUGGCGCUGGAAACUGAGUUGGCCCCACACCUCGCUUACAUUGGAGUAUCUGUGAAAGGUGAGGAAGAUGAGGACAGCAACUUGGAGCUGAAAGAAACUACAAUCAAAGACCACAGUGGGAAGUUCUUCCAGGUGCAGUUGACCUCCCCUCUGGCAGGGGGCAGCAAACUAAGGCUGCAAGUGGAGACGGUGCUGAGCCAUGUGCUGCAGCCCUUCCCCACUCACAUUACCCAGGCAGAGCGGCAGCUGGUAGUAUUCCAGGGCAACCACUAUGUGUACUCACCCUACCCUACCCGAAGCCAAAGCACCCGUGUUCGCCUUGCUUCCAAGAAUGUGGAGAGCUACACCAAGUUGGGAAACCCCAGCAAGAGUGAUGAGAUCAUUGAGUAUGGACCGUUCCGUGAUGUUGCCCCUUACAGCCAGGAUGCCAUGAAGAUCCAUUAUGAAAACAACAACCCCUUCCUCACCAUCAGUAGCAUCACCCGUACCAUUGAGGUCUCCCAUUGGGGGAACAUCGCUGUGGAAGAGACCAUCGACUUGCGUCAUACAGGGGCUGUCCUAAAAGGGCCUUUCUCCCGCUAUGACUACCAAAGACAGUCUGACAGUGGGAUCUCCUCUGUGAAAUCAUUCAAGACCAUCCUGCCUGCUUCGGCUCAGGAUGUUUACUACCGUGACGAGAUCGGUAACAUCUCCACCUCCCACUUGCUGAUUCUGGAAGAUUCUGUGGAGGUGGAGGUACGUCCUCGCUUCCCCCUGUUUGGUGGUUGGAAGACUCAUUACAUCAUCGGCUACAACCUGCCCAGCUAUGAGUACCUGUACACCCUGGGUGACCAGUACGCUCUGAAGAUGCGGCUGGUUGACCAUGUGUAUGAUGACCAGGUGAUCGAUUUCCUCACGGUCAAACUCAUUCUUCCGGAAGGAGCCAGGAACGUCCAUGUGGACACACCCUACCCCAUCCACCGUGUGCCAGACCAGCUGCACUAUACCUACUUGGACACCUUUGGCCGCCCAGUUCUGGUGGCCACUAAGAGCAACCUGGUAGAGCAGCACAUUCAGGAUGUGGUGGUACACUACACCUUCAACAAGAUCCUGAUGCUGCAGGAGCCCCUGCUUGUGGUUGGGGCCUUUUACAUCCUGUUCUUCACUGUCAUCAUCUAUGUGCGCCUGGAUUUCUCCAUCACCAAGGACCCUGCCGCGGAGGUGCGCAUGAAGGUGGCGUCCAUCACAGAGCAGGUGCUGACCUUGGUCAACAAGCGCCUGGGGCUGUACCGCCACCUGGACGAGGUGGUGAACCGCUACAAGCAGUCGCGCGACACGGGCGCCCUCAACAGCGGCCGGAAGACUCUGGAGGCCGAGCACCGCACCCUGACCAAUGACAUCGCCUCCCUGCAGGCCCGCCUCAAAGCGGAGGGGUCUGACCUGGCAGACAAGGUGGGGGAGGUGCAAAAGCUGGACGGCCAGGUGAAGGAUCUGGUGUUCCGCUCCUGUCAGGAGGCCGAACGCUUGGUGGCUGGGAAGGUGAAGAAAGAGGCUUACAUAGAGAGCGAGAAGUCACUGGCCAGCCGGAGGCAGGAGCUGGUCACCCGCAUCGACAGCCUGCUGGACGCCCUGUAAAUGCAUGUACGCAAUAUACCCUUUGUGAAUCAUGCAGCUCCGCCCUUAACAACACACACACACACACACACACACACACACACACGCAUGCAUGCACACACGCAUACACACACACACACACACACACGCAUGCAUGCACACACGCAUACACACACACACACACACACACAGUUGGCACUUACUUAAGCAUACAUUUCUCCCUCUCCUAUACAUAUGACUUCACACAUACUCACAUGUCAAGUUGUAAGUUUGUUUGCGUCGCCUGAUUGAAAAGGCAGACAUGCUUGACGCUGUGAUUGGCCAGUUGUGUUCAGGUGUGGGAGAAGACAAGUGAGAGAAUCUUGUGUGGGUCCAGCAGAAACGCUGCUUUUUUUAUUUUAGGGUUUCGGUUUUGUAAGGCCAUUUUUUUCACCUUUGCUUGAAUGAUUGCUUUAGUUGGAAAUAUGAACAUAAAUGUUAAUACCGAUUUGUGAGUUUUUCUAUUCUAAAUUACUGUACAAAUUUAUAUUCAUGUUCUCUUCCUUCCCCUCACCACAAGUACCCUGGUCAUAUGUAACCUAUGAAAGGGUGAGGCACUAAACCUGAGGUUGUUUUGCAGACAGCUUGAGCCAAAUGCACUGCAGCGUAUGUUGGAGGUAUUUGUAAAUAAAACCGCUCCACUCUGCAUCAGCUAGCUUAUUUUUGGUGCGACCUACCUUGCCCAAAACUUUGAGCAAACAGAAAAGACCUGGAUGCAAGUCAGUCCCUGUGCAGUUUAGCACAUUUUUUUGUCAGCGAUUGCAAUAGUUUAUACUUCUUUGACGACACAAUUGUUUUUUCUUUGAUGUGAAUUGGAAGCCUUCUGUAAUGUGAGAUUUGUCCCUACAUGAGAUUACAGUGUGUGUGAAAUGGGGUAUUGGAGGGAAUUUGGUUAUGUUGACAUGACUAUGUGAACUUACAAUGGCAUGAAAGAAAUGGAAAUGAGCAGAUUUGGAAUAAAAAUGUAAACCUUCA
Molecule: messenger RNA, 2946 nt
Organism: Conger conger (European conger)
Lineage: Eukaryota; Metazoa; Chordata; Actinopteri; Anguilliformes; Congridae
Gene: rpn1
Product: ribophorin I
Exons: 10
Coding region: 160-1953 (597 amino acids)
Cellular component (GO): oligosaccharyltransferase complex; membrane
Source: RefSeq, a predicted model, not a curated record